AUGGCGUGAUGGACUUACAAUUGAAUGGCAACAAUAAAGAAGAAGAAAAUCAAGCAGGCAAAGGUUUUCCUACUUCAGAAAUAAAUGUGUUACUCGCACAAUAAAACAUGGUAAACGUGAUAAAAGGUGUGCUAGUGGAAUGUGAUCCUGCUAUGAAACAAUUUCUGCUGCAUCUGGAUGAGAAGUCGGCUUUGGGUCGAAAAUUCAUCAUACAAGAUCUGGACGAAAAUCAUCUUUUUAUUUCCACGGACAUUGUCGACGUUUUGCAGGCUCGUGUCGAUGAGUUAAUGGAUCGUAUCAGCUUUCCACUGCACGAUAAGGACGCUUAGGAUCGUAAAAAACGUUGUUUAACAUUU
Molecule: messenger RNA, 356 nt
Organism: Scaptodrosophila lebanonensis
Lineage: Eukaryota; Metazoa; Arthropoda; Insecta; Diptera; Drosophilidae
Gene: Tfb5
Product: general transcription factor IIH subunit 5
Exons: 2
Coding region: 108-329 (73 amino acids)
Biological process (GO): nucleotide-excision repair; nucleotide-excision repair, preincision complex assembly; transcription initiation at RNA polymerase II promoter
Cellular component (GO): transcription factor TFIIH core complex; transcription factor TFIIH holo complex
Source: RefSeq, a predicted model, not a curated record